Nezara viridula (southern green stink bug) is the source of this 2970-nucleotide messenger RNA. The record is from the annotation of a GenBank genome assembly. Lineage: Eukaryota; Metazoa; Arthropoda; Insecta; Hemiptera; Pentatomidae.
AGGAGACAGACUUCAUAUUUCAAAUUUCGCUUAUUUCGCAUUGUGCGGAAAAAUUUCCUGAAGAUGGAAUUCAGGUCAGUUUUCUUGCUUACUUUUAUAUUAUAUUGCUUCAGUGACAGCCCUGUAUUAGGAGAAGACGCCUCCAAUUGGAUGAGUAAUCACAAUGAUAUCUUGGGCAGAAGAUCGUUGAAGGAGAUAUGCAUUCCAGGAUCACACGAUUCAGGAAUGAGCACAUUAACCAAAAGUACGGCUUUGGCUGAUUCCUGUAAUGUCUUAACGCAAAAGUUUCCGAUUAAGGACCAGCUUCAGUUCGGCGCCAGGUACUUCGACGUACGUCCUGUCCUGGAUAAUGGCGAGUUCGUUACAGGACACUACAUUAAGCUGGUUGGAAGUCACUAUCAGGGAGGUAACGGACAGUCCAUCAAGUCCAUUCUGGAUGAAAUCAACAACUUCAUCUCAACCCAAAACGAGCUUGUCCUCGUCCGGUUGUCGAAGAGUCUCAACACUCAAAAAAGUCGUCCUUUCGACAGCGAUGAAUGGGAAAGAUUAUUUCAAAUGUUAGACAAUACUAAGAACUUGUUCUCCACCCCCGAUGAAACCAUAUGUUUGCCUGAAGUGACCCUAGAUGAAUUUACAAAUAAUGGUACAAAGGGAGCCGUACUCUACAUAAUCUACGAAACUGGAGUCCAUUUAGGAGCAAGAUUAGGCAACGGGUACUUCUACUAUUCUAACCUCGAUCCUUAUAGCAAGUACAGCAAUACCCAUGAUCUUAACGCCAUGAUGAACGAUCAGAUUCAAAAGAUGAAGGAUAACUCCAGAAAGAAGUAUUUCUUGCUGUCUUGGACUCUCACCCAAGGAUUCAUGAACUCGGCGUUCUGCAAGUUGGGUAUAGGAGGAAAGAGUAUCGAAAAACUUUCAGAAGAAGCUAACAGAAAACUUAAGGCUAUUGUUCCAAAAGUAAAUUCUAAUGCUUUUCCCAACAUCUUAUAUGUUGACUAUAUUCAGGACUCCAGUGUUCUCGAAACAGUCAUGGAAAUAAACAAUAGAAUUGAUCACCCGGCUCCAGUAUCAAAGGGCACAUUGUUUAAGAAUGACCCACUGGUCUAUAUUGUACUGUUGAUCAACUUAUUUAGAUACAUACAAACCUUUUAAUUUUUAUCUACAUCUAUAAAUUCAUUUACAUCAUUAGACUAUAAAAAUAGUUAAUUACGAAUAUCAUGUACAGGUAAACAUGUGUUUAAUCUUUAUUUUAUUCUACACUUAUUACACAUGUGGUUGUUAUUACUGUAAUUGUAUAGCUGAACUUUCAUUAUUAAUAUAACUGUAUUGCAGAACUAAAAUUAUUUUAUAUUUAUAAUUUUUCCUCACUCCUUGUCCAUUUAAUAUAGUAAAAACGUAUUUAACACUUUAACCAUUUAACAAAAUAAACAAAUGUAAUUUAUUUUUAUUUGUUUGAUCACAUUUAUAUAAACGUUCGGGUAUACUUUAUCUCCUUCUUCAGCAUCUAGAAUUAUAUAAAUAAUAAUUGUGAAUUGAUGAUUUAUAUUAGUGAACAUAUUAGUGAGUUAGUGAAUAUGGCCACACCCUGAAGGGGUUUAAGUUUGUUAACUUGAACAAAGAUUCCCAGGUAACGUGCAGGUAUAUGUAGUUCGUGGUAUAUGGUGUGAAUGUGUUCAUACAUCACUAUAAUUAUUGUCCACGAGAUAGAUUAUUAUAUGUCUAAAUAAGAAAAAAUAUAUAUAUCAAACAGUAAAUAUCAACUGCUAUGAUGUACACUUAAACUGUAUUCAGUGAAUAAUUGAAGAAAUUCCGCCGAAAACUGAGAGACGAGUUCAGAACACAACCUUCGCAUCAGCUGAUCCACUGCCUUCUCCAGUUAUAUUAUUGAAAAAAAAAAAUCCUUCGGGCUGAAGCCCCCCAAAAUUCAAUCAUGAAUCCGCAUGUGCUUUAAGGUUAUACAUUAUCUCAAUUAAUAGGCGAAGUAAUCAGUCUUUAUAAUUAGGAACAUAUAAGUUAGAUACAUUAUAAUUAGAAAUUAUAACAAGAAUUACAGAAUAUAUACGUUUUGGGACCGGGGAUAUUUCAAAAUUAAAAAUAUAAACUCUUCCCCGGUGAGGUUCCUCAAAGGUGAGAAAAUUCGAGUAAGAUUAAAAAGGUGGAAAAGUGGAAAAACAAAAGGAGUGAAAAUGAGACCUGUAGAACGUGAAAAUAAAAAAAAAAACAAAUGCAUGCACAAGAAAAUAAUAUUAAAUAGAAAUAUUCAAUAAAUCAAAAAAUGAAAAAUCCCCUUCUAAAUACUUACAAUAUUUAUUGAGAUAAAAGAUUUAUAUAAAAUUCAAAACAAACAAAGGAGAAGGAUGAAAAUUAUUCAAAUGCCCUGAAAUAAAAGAAAACAUAAAAUAUAAUGUUCAGUGAAAAUAAAAACAAUUAAACAUUAUGAAAAAAAAUAGUAAAAUCCACUUCUAAAACUUUAAUAAAACAAGAGAGAAACAUGUCUGUGGUAACGGUGAGAAAACAGAACGAAAAUAUCCCAAAUUGGAGGCUAUAUUUCCAAAGAGGUUACCUGAUGUUCAGCUGUCAAAGCAGUCGAUGGUGGGGGGAUCGAUAUGCAUAUGGAUCCUGAUCGAUGACUCGUGAUGAUAGAGCUGUUAUAAAAAAAUGGCGCAGGUGAGGUGAAGAUCAGACGAGACGGUCUGGAGCUUGGUGAAAAUGGUGGGGGUAGACGUCCACUACAAACGAAAGACAGCUCCAGACUGGCGACCCAGCAGUAUUUAUGUCUUAAUAUCUAUGACAGGGUAUUACUGCCGGGCUGGUAUGUUAGAUAAAAGACAAUAGCCUUUGUAAAUACAAUUCUUUGAAUAUUGCUAUAUCCUUGGUUUCAGGCACAUCUUUUUCCAAUUAAGCACGCUGGCUUUGACCACUGAGUUAUAGUAUCCUGUGACCCUUGUCCGUGGGACUAGUUGGGCAUCU